ACAGCUCACUGCAUCGGAUGCGCAAACCCUCUGGAUCCCCAGCCCCCGAGCGAGCCCGGACGCGGCCUCCCGCCGGCAGCGCGCAUGCUCAGCUCUCGCACGCAGGCGCACGAACUGCUCGGAGCUCCCCAGGCUUAGCCCGGCAUUGCCCUCUUCCUUCCCCUCAAACGCGGAAGUGAGCGGUUCCUCGGCGGGGCCUGGUAGGAGGGGCCGCCGCCGGGCUGGGAGUGAUCGACCAACCGAGCCGCCAGAGUAACGCCAUGGAGAACGGGCCUUUGCCCCACUCGUUCCUCUCCCUCGAUAAUGGGCAUUGAGCAACAAGCUGGGGCGGUAUGCUGAAGUCAGGUUGGGGGCAGAAUGAAUUUAAAAGAUGCUGGAAGUGCAGUUUGCCAGGAGAAGGCGGCCUAUAACCUUCAUAUUUACCCCCAGCUCUCGACAGAAAGCACCACCUGCUGCAGUGUGACUGCAACUAAGGACAGCACCACUUCAGAUGUAAUCAAGGAUGUGAUACAUAUUUUGAACUUGGAUGUCUCAAAGCAUUAUGUGCUUGUGGAGGUGAAAGAAUCGGGAGGUGAAGAAUGGGUACUUGAUUUGAAUGACUCUCCUGUUCAUAGGGUUUUGCUUUGGCCCCGCCGUGCUCAGGAUGAGCAUCCACAAAACGAUGGGUACUACUUUCUUUUGCAAGAGAGGGACGCUGAUGGGACCAUCAAAUAUGUCCAUAUGCAGUUCGUGUCCAAGGAGAAGGAUGCUCGACGAUUGGUUGAAAGGGGUUUUCUUCCAUGGCAUCAGGAAGACUUUGAUGACUUAUGCAAUCUCUCCAAUUUAACAGAAACAACACUCCUAGAGAAUCUCAAACGCCGCUUUCUAAAACACAAGAUUUAUACGUAUGCAGGAAGCAUUCUGAUUGCCAUCAACCCCUUCAAAUUCUUGCCCAUUUAUAACCCCAAAUAUGUCAAGAUGUAUGAGAAUCACCAACUUGGGAAGUUGGAGCCCCAUAUUUUUGCCAUAGCUGAUGUGGCUUAUCACACAAUGCUUAAAAAACAUGUUAACCAGUGUAUAGUCAUUUCAGGUGAAAGUGGAUCUGGAAAAACUCAAAGUACAAACUUUUUAAUUCAUUGUCUCACUGCACUGAGUCAGAAGGGGUACGCAAGUGGUGUGGAGAGAACUAUUUUGGGAGCUGGACCAGUACUGGAGGCUUUCGGAAAUGCAAAAACAGCACAUAACAACAACUCCAGUCGUUUUGGAAAAUUCAUUCAAGUCAACUAUUUGGAGAAUGGUAUUGUCCGAGGGGCUGUUGUUGAAAAAUAUCUGCUUGAAAAAUCUCGCCUGGUCUCUCAGGAAAAGGAUGAAAGGAACUACCAUGUGUUUUAUUAUUUGUUACUUGGAGUCAGUGAGGAAGAACGUAAAGAAUUUCACCUCCAGCAGCCUGAAGAUUAUUUCUACCUCAAUCAGCAUAACUUGAAAAUAGAAGACGGGGAAGAUCUGCGCCAUGAUUUUGAAAGAUUAAAACAAGCCAUGGAGAUGGUUGGCUUUCUUCCAGCAACUAAAAAACAGAUCUUUUCAGUACUCUCAGCUAUUCUUUACUUGGGCAAUGUUACCUACAAGAAGAGAGCCACAGGUCGGGAUGAAGGGUUGGAAGUGGGACCCCCAGAAGUAUUGGACACCCUCUCUCAGCUUCUGAAGGUCAAACGAGAAAUUUUAGUGGAAGUACUGACAAAAAGAAAAACAGUGACUGCUAAUGACAAACUUAUCCUGCCAUAUAGUCUCAGUGAGGCUAUAACAGCUCGUGAUUCAAUGGCAAAGUCACUGUACAGUGCCCUGUUUGACUGGAUUGUUCUGCGAAUUAAUCAUGCGCUCCUUAAUAAGAAGGAUAUGGAAGAAUCUGUUACAUGCUUGUCCAUCGGUGUGCUCGAUAUAUUUGGAUUUGAAGAUUUUGAAACCAACAGUUUUGAACAGUUCUGCAUAAAUUAUGCAAAUGAGCAGCUUCAGUAUUACUUCAAUCAACACAUUUUCAAAUUGGAACAGGAGGAGUAUCAAAGUGAAGGGAUUGCUUGGCACAAUAUUGACUAUACAGAUAACGUGACCUGCAUUCACUUAAUCAGCAAGAAGCCCACUGGCCUCUUCUAUCUACUAGAUGAAGAAAGCAACUUCCCACACGCCACCAACCAGACCCUACUUGCAAAGUUCAAGCAGCAGUAUGAGGAGAACAAAUUCUUUGUUGGGACACCAGUGAAGGAACCUGCUUUUAUCAUCCGGCACUUUGCGGGGAAAGUUAAAUAUCAGAUAAAGGAUUUCCGAGAGAAGAACAUGGAUUACAUGAGACCAGAUAUUGUUGCUUUGCUGAGAAGUAGUGACAGUGCCUACGUUCGUGAGCUGAUAGGAAUGGACCCAGUGGCUGUGUUCCGCUGGGCUAUUCUGCGGGCAGCAAUUAGAGCGAUGGCUGUCUUUGCAGAAGCAGGACGUCAAAGAGCCCAGAAAACUGCAGGUGUGGUGCGUCAUGGACCCCGGGUUCCCCUGGGAGAACUCCAGAGAGCAAACACACCAGUUGAAAAAGUUUAUCGAGACUUGCAUGACCAAAUCAUCAAGAGCAUAAAAGGACUUCCCUGGCAGGGUGAAGAUCCCUGUAGGCUGCUUCGGUCACUCAGUCGACUUCAGCAACCUCGCUUCCAUUUCCUGAAGAGUAGAGGUACCAAACAAAAGCAGAUAAUUCCCAAGAACUUGCUGGACUCCAAGUCUUUGAAGCUUAUAGUGAGCAUGACUCUGCAUGAUCGGACUACAAAAUCCCUCUUACACUUACACAAAAAGAAGAAACCACCUAGCAUAAGUGCACAGUUUCAGAACUCCCUCAAUAAAUUACUGGAGACCCUGGGGAAAGCUGAGCCAUUUUUCAUUCGCUGCAUCCGCUCCAAUGCUGAGAAGAGGGAGCUAUUCUUUGAUGAGGGAUUAGUAUUGCAGCAGUUGAGAUACACUGGCAUGUUGGAGACUGUGCGAAUCCGAAGAUCUGGUUACAGUGCCAAAUAUACAUUCCAGGAUUUCAAAGACCAGUUUCAAGUGUUACUACCCCAAAAUGCCAAAGCCUCAAAGGAAGAGAUCUCAGCUCAUCUGAAUAAACUGAAACUGGACAAAAACAACUACCAAAUAGGAAAGACCAAGGUGUUUAUGAAGGAGGCUGAACGACAGAUGCUACAGGACACACUACAUAAAGAAGUGAUCAGGAAGAUAGUUCUCCUUCAGAGCUGGCUCCGGAUGGUUUUGGAAAGGAGAAACUUUCUCAGAAUGCGGCAGGCAACCAUUACUCUGCAGACUCGUUGGCGUUCAUACCGUAUUAGGAGGGCAUUGGAGAGGACUAACGCUGCCAUUUACAUUCAGUCAGUAUGGCGAGGAUACAGGGAGAGAGAAUCCUACCAUCAGCAGAGGAAGAGAAUCUCCCUUUUGCAGGCUCUUGUCAGGGGACACCUACAGCGCAAGAGAUUUCAACAAAUGAUUGUGGAAAAGCAACAGGAAAUGCAACAAGCUCAAGAGGGAGAGGACAGUGUAAGCCCAGAAGAUGGUAAUGAACUGGCAUUGGAGCAGUUGGCUGUAAAACCUGAAAUGCAGCCAGAUCAAGGUGUUGAACAGAUGACAGCAGGAGUAGAUGAUGGAGCUCAGAAUGAUAGAGAUGAAAAACUGAGCCAAGCUACUGAAAAGGCCAUUCCUUCUCAGACGAGCAUAACAGAUGUCCAUGAGAAGCUCACAAGCAGUCGGGAGAAACGGGAAUCUCGCCGGCAAAGGGGUCUGGAACAUAAUAAAUUACAGAAUAAGCACGUCCUGUUCCCCUUAGAGGAGCAGUCUGUAGUAUGUCAUGAAGAUGAAACUUCUGUUAAGGAAACUCCAGAAACUGUCCAAGAGCCAAACAAAUUCACGGCAGAAGACACAGUCCUUCCAAAAGGUAUAGAGGAAGAGAGAAUCUCAGUGGAAGAAAACAAAACCCUUUCAGACACACAGGUCCCAGGUGAAAUACUGGACAGUGAGGUCUCCUUUCCCAAGCAAUCCAAUGAAUCAAAACAGGAAAUACUAGAUGAUAAGGAUAUUGAUAAAGUGAAAAUUCAAGAGAAAAUUCAAAAGAAUCAAAUAAAAGGGAGCCAAAGCUUCACCUGUCCUGAAAGGCCGUUGGAUCUCUCACUGAACAUUAAAAAGAAUCUUGCUCCUACCAGAAGCUUUCAAACUGCAGAUGAGAAUUACGGAAAUAAAAAUAAACACCGAAUCUUGAAGGUGGACAAAGAUCUGGACAGUCCCCCCUCUUUCCAGAUUCAGAGGUAUCUGCAUGACCUGGGAGAACUGAGGGACAAACGGGAGAAAUGGAAAGGAAAGAGGCAGUCAGAGGCUGGUCAGAAUGAUGUACUCAGCCAGUCUUUGGAUGAAAGAAACCGAACUGGCCAAUCCCCUCAAACCCUACUAGCAAAGAAGGGGACUACUUCUUCGCUGGAUGAUAUCGCUAACUUUGCUCGGUCUGUCACCAUGAUUCAGCCAUCUCUUGUUUCUCUUCUCCUCCACCAUUAUUUCCCGAAACAGACUGUGCAAAGGAAGUCCAAUGAACAGUUAUCGCCCUUGGAUUCAGCUGUCUCAGUUCAGUCACCUAACCAGCCGAUGGAUGCCAAAUCCACAUUUAAAAGUCCUCUGCGCAAGCUGCUGGGAAAGAAACCAGACAAGAAAUACAUUAAGGAGAGUCCUGAUGUAAUGGAGGAAGGAGAGACUCUCCCUCGUCUAUUGUGUAUUCCAACAUUAGAAGCAGUGGAGUCACAAAAAUUAUCAGAAGCUCCUUCUGGACACCCACGUCGCCCCCAGGUAGGAGUGCGACCCGUGAAAGAAACUAGCAAAGGGAAAAGGAACCGUAAUAUUAAAAUCAGCAAGAUUUCAGCAGUGUCUGAGAAGUGGCCAGCUUCUGUGUUCCGUGAGAUCACAAAUGCCAAUGAGCUGAAAUACCUUGAUGAGUUCCUUCUGAACAAGAUAAAUGACUUGAACUCCCAGAAGUCUGCUACUGAAUGUUUAUUUUUUGAAGCCACAGAAAAGUUUAGAGGAAAUAUCAAAACAAUGUACUCUGUUCCUAAUGGGCAAAUCCACGUCGGCUAUAAAGAUCUGAUGGAAAACUAUCAGCUUCUAGUUAUAAAUCUUGCAAAAGAGAGGGAAGAGAAAGACGUCAAGCUGGUUUUAAAUCUCUUCCAGUCCCUUCUCGAUGAGUUUUCCCGAGGAUACGCAAAAAAAGAAGAGUCAGAGCAGCACAAGCAAAGCAAAACCCAGAAGAAGAAACGAAAACAAGAGCGUGCAAUUGAGGAGCACAAUGGCCACGUGUUCAAGAGCUACCAAGUGAGCAUUCGGCAGUCAUGUGAGCAGUGCUCGUCCUACAUCUGGCCAAUGGAGAAGGCCUGUCUUUGCAGUAUCUGCAAGUUGAUUUGCCACAAGAAAUGCAUGUCCAAAACUCAGAGCUGCUGCACAUCGCCCUGUGGAAAAAAGAACGACCAAGGUGUAGACUCCCGUCACUUCGGAGUAUGUGUGAGUUCCUUAAUUAGCGAUAAGAAUUCAGUCCCAGUUGUUAUGGAGAAACUACUAGAGUAUGUGGAGAUGCAUGGCCUCUACACAGAAGGAAUCUACAGGAAAUCAGGGUCAGCAAAUCGCAUGAGGGAGCUGAAACAGUUGCUGCAGACAGAUCCAAAUUCAGUGAAAUUAGAAAAUUAUCCCAUUCACACCAUCACAGGCAUCCUGAAGCAAUGGCUGCGAGAGUUACCUGACCCACUCAUGACUUUUGCACAGUACAGUGACUUUCUCCGAGCAGUAGAGCUACCAGAAAAGCAGGAGCAACUUGUUGCCAUUUACAGUGUCCUUGAACAGCUUCCACAAGCCAAUCACAACACCCUGGAGCGACUCAUCUUUCACCUUGUCAAAGUGGCUCUAAUAGAAGAUGUCAACCGUAUGUCACCCAAUGCUCUGGCCAUUGUCUUUGCUCCAUGUCUCCUGCGCUGCCCUGAUAAUUCUGACCCACUAACCAGUAUGAAAGACGUCUCAAAGACAACUAUGUGUGUAGAAAUGCUAAUUAAGGAGCAGAUGAGAAAAUACAAGAUUAAAAUGGGUGAAAUUAACCAGCUGGAAGCAGCUGAGAGCAUUGCUUUCCGCCGACUCUCAUUGCUCCGGCAGAACACGCUCUGGCCUGUAAAACUUGGGUUUUCUUCUCCUUAUGAGGGGGUGCUGAGUAAAAGCCCCCAAGUCAGGGGAAAUGACAACAGCUUCCCUGAGCUGGGAUCACUGCAGGAGGAAGACGAGGUGUCUGAUGUUGAUAACCGGGAAAAGGAGAUUCUGAUAGAACGCAUACAGUCAAUAAAAGAGGAAAAGGAAGACAUAACUUACCGAUUACCUGAGCUUGACCAGCAAGGCUCUGAUGAGGAAAAUCUAGACUCUGAGACCUCAGUGAGCACGGAGAGUCUGCCAGAGGACCGAAUAGGGCGGCUGGAUACUGAAGGAACCGCGCUGUCUGAAAUCCAGUGCCAUGGUCGGUGCCCCAGUGUGCCUGCCAAAGACUCUUGCGGAGGACCCAACGUUUCUCUUCCACUGGCCUCUACAGUCUCCUCAGUUACCAAGUGCAGACCAUCAUCAAUGCUGGUCAAGAUGAAAGUCCCCUGCCGAAAUCCAGUGAUGCCGACGGCAAAUAUAAAACUUCCGUAUGGGAUUACCAAACUGACAGAAUCCCAGAGCAGAACACCGGCUAUAGAGUCUCAGCCAGUGGUGAGACGGAGGGACCGGCUAGCGAGGCGAACUGAUAAAAUUCACUCCGUAUACAUUGCACAAGGGUCUGUGUUGGCCCAAACUCAGGAACCUUUGGACGAAUAUGAACCAACAGCAAAAGUGAAGCGGAGGUUUUCAGACCCUUACUCACGCAUUUCAUGCAUAGAUGAAUGAAAUAUUUAAAGUGUUGGAAUUUUUUAAAAAUUGGGACCACAACUUUUAGCUCUGACCCUCCUUUAAGGCCUGUGAACUUGUGCACUUCCCCUAAGCAGUCACUGGAAUCGCAGUCUGGAACUCUCAGCACUCUAAGGGUUAAGCAGGGUUGCUUAAAACAAUAUCCUGCUAUUUGUAAACAAAUUAAAAGAAACUGGUGGGGGAGGGGGAAAGUAGAAUCUAAAUUUGCUUUGUCAGAGUAAAAUACAGACUUGAGUCUGCAGGAAGACUCUAGUGACCUUAGUUUCUCCUGCUGUGCCUUUUUGUAUUUGCUUACGAUGGGCUCUAAUAGGUCCAAAGGUGAGUUAGAGUCCCUAGGUUUUGCCUUACUCCUUUUUUUUUGUAUGUUUUAUGACAAGUUCCUUUGUGGUUUACAGAACUGUUAAUGUAAUAGCCUUAACUCAGACCAAAAAUGUAUCAAUGUUUAUUAAUACAUUGCACUUUUUAAAAA
Messenger RNA from Dermochelys coriacea (leatherback sea turtle), 7417 nucleotides. It is a transcript of the gene MYO9B, whose product is annotated as myosin IXB. Gene Ontology annotation, molecular function: GTPase activator activity; ATP binding; microfilament motor activity. The record is from RefSeq and is a predicted model, not a curated record. Bases 358 to 6927 code for a protein of 2189 amino acids. The transcript has 41 exons. Gene Ontology annotation, cellular component: myosin complex. Gene Ontology annotation, biological process: actin filament-based movement; Rho protein signal transduction. Lineage: Eukaryota; Metazoa; Chordata; Testudines; Dermochelyidae.